AUGUUAUCAAGAAAAGUUAUGUGUAAUUCCCACGGGCAGGAUUCUUCGUAUUUUCUUGGAUGGCAAGAAUACGAGAGGAAUCCAUAUGAUCCGGUUCAUAAUCCAUCGGGAAUCAUUCAGAUGGGACACGCUGAGAAUCAGCUAUCUUUCGAUAUUCUCGAGUCUUGGCUCGAAAGCAACCAUGAGGUUGCUGAGUUCAAGAGUGACCGUGGAGCGUCGGUGUUUAGAGAUAUGGCUCUGUUCCAGGAUUAUCAUGGCCUGACCGCCUUUAAAAAUGCAUUGGCAGAUUUUAUGGCCGAGCUACGAGGGAAUAAAGUUGAGUUCGACCCAAACAGCUUGGUCCUCACUGCCGGCGCCACGUCCGCCAACGAGACACUCAUGUUCUGCCUCGCCGACCCAGGCGACGCCUUUCUCCUCCCGACUCCCUACUAUCCAGGGUUUGAUCGUGACCUCAAAUGGAGAACCGGAGUUGAAAUAGUCCCAAUCCAUUGCUCAAGCUCCAACAGCUUCCACAUUACAAAAAACACCCUUGAAGACGCGUAUAAACGCGCAACGAAGCGUAAGCUACGUGUCAAAGGUGUCCUCAUAACCAAUCCAUCGAACCCAUUAGGCACGACUGUGUCCCGACCUGAACUUGAAACCCUUGUCGACUUCAUCGCAUCGAAAGACAUUCAUUUGGUUAGCGAUGAGGUCUACUCCGGCACCAACUUUGAUGGUUCUAGAUUCAUCAGUGUUGCUGAGGUUACAGAGGGUCAGGUUGAUUUAUCUGGCCAAGUCCACAUUAUGUAUAGUCUAUCGAAAGACCUCGGUCUCCCUGGUUUUCGAGUCGGUGUGAUCUUCUCUGCUAACCAGACAGUUAUAACUGCAGCUACAAAAAUGUCAAGCUUCGGGCUCAUGUCAUCACAGACCCAGUAUCUUUUAUCGGUAAUGCUGGCCGACAAAAAGUUCACUAGAAAAUACUUAAUUGAAAACAAGAGGAGGCUCAAGAAGAGGCACGAGAAGCUCGUUAACGGGCUUCAACGGGCCGGAAUUACUUGCUUGGAGAGCAAUGCGGGCUUGUUCUGUUGGGCCGAUACGAGACACUUACUACAGCCCAACAAUUUUGAAGGGGAGAUGGGUUUAUGGAAGAAGAUAUUAUUCAACGUGGGACUAAAUGUUUCCCCUGGCUCAUCAUGCCACUGCGAUGAGCUUGGGUGGUUUAGGAUUUGCUUUGCUAAUAUGAGCGAAGAGACGCUUGAUCUCGCAGUGAGCCGGCUCGUGUCAUUCGUCGAGUCCGAUGGUGGGGCCUGUCGACGCCGAGGAAGGUUCGGUCUGCAGUUGAGGGCGCCGGCAGCAUCGAUGGCCAAAUGGGUGCUCAAGUUGUCCGUGCCGGAUAGAAAGGCCGAGCAGUCACGUUAG
Molecule: messenger RNA, 1398 nt
Organism: Asparagus officinalis (garden asparagus)
Lineage: Eukaryota; Viridiplantae; Streptophyta; Magnoliopsida; Asparagales; Asparagaceae
Product: 1-aminocyclopropane-1-carboxylate synthase 3-like
Exons: 3
Coding region: 1-1398 (465 amino acids)
Biological process (GO): amino acid metabolic process; biosynthetic process
Molecular function (GO): pyridoxal phosphate binding; transaminase activity
Source: RefSeq, a predicted model, not a curated record